Drosophila biarmipes is the source of this 5764-nucleotide messenger RNA. RefSeq lists its product as uncharacterized. Lineage: Eukaryota; Metazoa; Arthropoda; Insecta; Diptera; Drosophilidae. The record is from RefSeq and is a predicted model, not a curated record.
AUUUUAGAACCAAGUUGGCAGCACUGCACGUAGGGGUAUAAAACAGCGCGUUCUCACGCGCUCGCCACAGUCGAAAAAAGUGUUUGGAAGUACAAGUCGGAGUUGGUCCAUUAAUAGAUACAGUUACAGUAAAGUCGCAAACAUGUGCAAGGCUGUUAUAGAUUGUAAUGAAUGAGUGAAGGAAGAGUGUGAGAGACGCCGAGAAAACGGCCUUCAAGUCGAAAGUGGUGUGAGUCAUCCAUGCAAAAAGCCACCAGGAAGAGCCUUUGAUCCCGGAGCACACUCGUUUCCUGCUCCUCGCACGUUAUUGGCAACGAUGAGGAGGAACGGAACACAAUCAAGAAACUACGUCGCAGAGGGCCUCUAAAAAGGACCGAAUCCCGGUAGAGAAUCACAGCCAUGCAGGUAUGGCAACCAUGAGUUUGUGGCUGGUAAAGAAGAUUCCAGAUCGUCGUACCGACGAUGGCGUAGCGUUAUUGAGUAACUGAGUGAGUCUUCACGUCUGUCCGAGUCACCCCCCACCUCAACCAACUGGCAGUGAGUUCCGCAAACUAGCCGAUGGCCGAUUCUGCACAGAUCGCCGGAGCAGGGAGCAGCAGCGGCAACCACCUCCGUGUCUCCUCCGUAAGGCAAUGCCACCGACAAUGCCCCUGCAAGUCGCAGCGGCAAAACAUUGGGGACAAGGCGGAAUGCGCGCGGCAGCGGCUCCAGCUCUCAUCAGCUUACCUGCGUUUGAACCUCUCGUGCUUUCGACAACUGCAGACCACCACCAAUUCUGCAUAGAACGCUUCGUAGCUGCUGCAGAUUACCGCCCCAUCCACACAUAUACACGGUAUUUGGUAUAUCAGCUGCGAACAAAAUAUUGCUUUUUGAACAGAUUUACAGCGAUCACCGGAUCAGUCGUCGUAUGUCAUCGAAUAACGCUCUACGAUUCUGUGACUCCUGAAUUGCAGGCAUAGAAUUUCCCAUUUUUGACUGGGUUGUAUAUGGUCUCAACCGACUUCGCUCUGCUUACUUAGUUGGACUUUUUCUCUUUUACCCUUUUAUUACAACGGCAGGCAUUGAUUGGACCCUAGGUAUUUGCCCAUCCUAUUUUCCUAAUCAAUAGGCUAGAAAGGCCUAUUUCAUUUUUGUAGCGGCGCGUCACAGUUGAUCGGUUCCUGUGGGUGCCAGUGUUUGAUGGGCACCACACUUUUCUAUGUACUCGCCAAUGUGUCGGAUGUCUUCAGGGCAGCAGGCUCGGAUCGCCAAAGAGAGCUUGAAUCAGAAGAACGCGCAAAUGAGUUAGUAGACUAGGCACGAGCUUCACUUUUCGUUUAUUUUUCUAGCGAUGCUGCGCAGUUGAACGGUGCCUGCGUACAUCUGCAUGAGAGAAUGGGAGCAUAUGCGGCGAAGGAUGUCCGCCUCUUACAUAGAGUUCUUUAAUACGAAGGCCAGAAACAUCGAUGGGAUGAAAGCCAAAGCGUAAAUCGUUUUUGAUACCCAAAUCAAUUAAAAUGCUGCCGUUAUAUUACUUUUAGCUAGUUGCUUUAGUCAGAUGGGCAACGGAUUUACUGUAUUCGAUUUGAACAGAAGCUCAAUGAUAAAGUCGCACGAAAACGCUUGGAUCAACUAAGAAAUCGUAAACCUAUGAAUUUUGCAAUCGAAAACCUUUUCUUUCGUGUUUUAUAGAAAUACAUAUUCGUGGACAGAUAAACUGCAGGGAAUCGCAAGACAGCCUUUACAAGGCGGACCGCCUAUCAACUGUAAAUUAUUUUUCCUAUGACCAAAAAAUAUUUCUGUCUUGUAGCGAUAUGGAUGCAGUAGAAUGUUCCUGCUCAUAUCUCAUCCGUUAGUGACGUUAAGAGCAACAGCGAACCGUCGACCACUUUACACACACUUAUGCAUCUGCCCCUGUAGUGACCGUUUCUGAGCAACUUUGGACCGACUAAAUUGGCAUUUCCCAAUAAAGUUCCUCUUCAUCCUAGCCAAGUUCAUUAAUCUAUUCAUUGCAGAUUGCUCAUUGGUAAUACCAAGGCAUGAGCGGAAAACAUUUUUAAACUGGGCAAUCGAAAUCCUUUUCUUUCGUAUUUUAUAGAAAUACAGAUUGGUGGACAGUUAAGAAGCAAGGGAAUUGAAUGAAAACAGUUACUGGAUCACAUGUAAAUUAUUUUUAGUGUAUAUCCAAAGAAAUAUUUCUGUCUUGUAGCUCAUGUGGCUGCAGUAGAAUGUGCCUGCCAUCUCAUCCGUAGCUUUUGAGCCGAAGGCAACAGCAAACCAUCUCUUCCCGGGCCCUGUAUUGACACCUUUGAAGGCACGAUUGGAUCGCCAAAAUGCACAUUUUAUACUGAAGUUCCCCUUUUCUUCACGAAUGAACUUGAGGCUCAUUUAUAAAUUCAUUACAGUGUUUAUACCAAGACAUGAGAUUCACACAGCCGUUCCGACCUAUCAAACUGUUGAAUUACCUGUGCACAUUCGCCUGUAUUGAAACCUACCGAGAACAUGUAGCAAAAUUUCUUGAGGCAAUGGGAAUCAAAUGCCAACUUGAAAGCAAUAACACCAACACUCAGCCGUCGCAGUCCAACAUCCAUACUACAAGUCGAAUUUAAAUUAAAACGCAGGUCAGGCUGAACCCAACUAGAUCCCGCUUAUACUUGUUUUUUCAGCGAUUUUUCGAGCCAGUAUGUGGAUUCAUUUGUAGCAGGAACGACAUUUGACCUGGGGCAACGUGUCUAUUGGCCAGGGGCCCAAGUGACCCAUCCCAGAGUGAGAACAUUAGCAGUCAUAAAUUUAUUUUGCACUUCUUGCAGCGGUGCCGCACAGUUGAAGGUGCCUGUGGGCAUCGGCUUAGUUGUGUUCAAACCGAAAGGCAGGGCCAUGCCUUGGACUGGUUGUUUGAAGAAGAUGUGCACCGCUCCUAGCUGGCCGAGUCCACUGCUGUGCUGCCGCAAAUCGUUAAAGGGAACCCAAAACGAUGCAUCAAGUCCAUCCAGUUAGGCUUCUCUUAGCAAGUAGAGCGCACCGCCGCUACAACAAUAACCAAUUUAGGCGCACCCGCUACUGCGAACGAGCACAAUACGUCGAGUAAACAUCGAGUAUAACCACAGAAAGCAUGGAGAAACGGCGUCCUGUCGCCUUAGCUGGUUAUGAAUUUUAUGCUUUUACAUUACAGCCAAGUCUCUGCCGAAGAGGUCUGCUGAUGUCCACUUAAUCGAAGGUAGUUCCUAGCACAGCGUCUCGAUGACCGGAGCAACUGUUUUUCAAACCGCGCCAAGCCAAGUUCAUUUGGUAACCUGGCGGUCGCAAGAUCCACACUGGAGCGGGGUCUGACGCCGUGAUGUGCUGAGCUGAGCCUAAGCACGUACUGCAUUGCACCGCACAGACAUGUGCGUUCGGUCCACGCUAAAGGGAAUCAAAUGCGUUUGGACCGAGAGCCGCUACACCGCACCAUCACCAGUAUUCGCUGAGAAGUGAGCUGAUGUGUUGUCGUUGUUACAGGGCUGCUGCUGCAACUGCGCCAUUGGCAUCCUCGCCUAGCGUCGCUAAUUACCACUUGUCGCUUUCAGCGAUCGGCAGUGUUCAUCAUUCGGUGUUGAAUGACAUCUGGACAGAUCGGAAGAUAAGUUCGCGUGGCAAGUCGUUUACCGCGCACAUGGGAACCAACUGCGAUAAGUGUUCAGGCAUUCGAAUUCAAAGAUGUGCAGCAGCGGCAGUUGGAGACUAUCGGUCAGACCAGACAGCCGGACUCGACCCAGACUCUCAGAACGGAGUGCAGGAGAGACGGAGCACGUUGAUUACCUCCAGCGGGUUGUUGUUUUACUUGCACUUUCCUUCCGUAGGUAGUCCAGAAUUCCAGGCAGACCAUAUUCAUCGCAAAGGGAAACAAGUGCGAUUAGUGUUCGAAGACCAAGCUGGGUGGCCAAUGGGUCGCACCACGCUCCGCCAGUUGAGCCCAUAACUCCUGGCCCGUCGAUCAUCGUACCGCAAAAGGGAAUCAAUUGCGAGGUGGUACAGCAGUCUGGCUCCCGGGUGAGCCCUUGGUCCUAGUCGAGCUUCCAGUCGGGCUCCUAGUUGAGUUCUUCGCUUCAGCACAAAUAUCGUAAAGGGAAUCCAAAGCGAUGUACAGCGACAGCGGCAGGCAGGGUCACUCCAGACACAAAGGUAUAUACGCUUUCCAGUAACGUCCACGACCAUAAUCCUUUUACAAACUACUCUACGAGUCUGAUUCUGGCUACAAUGCCAGGCGCAUCACCAAGCUUUUUCGUCAUGUUGGUCUCAAAGGGAAUCCAAGAGAUACGCGCCCCGCGGUACAGCCGACUGAAGAACACUUCUAGUUUUUUCAACCUGUCAUUGCAGCUUACAGAUCGAAGUACCACACGUUUCAGGCUCAGAUCCUCAUCCUACUACUUAUGCAGAAAUAACCAAACAUAUAAGCAUUCUGGUUCUGUACAUUUUUUUCGUAGAUAAUGUAACCAUUGUUUUUUUUUUUUCAAACCCAUUGUAUUGUAAACUAUGACUUGUAAACUUUUGCCGGGCAAGCCGACGUCUGACUUCGCUGAAGACGGUGCAGCAGGACUUACCAAUUUCCUAGGCUAGAUGUCCAGGUCCAGUCAAGAAGUAGCUACCAGAAUCAGUAUCAGCAGCACCACAUUUAGGACGAGAUCCAAGGCAGCGAGUGCUGUAGGCAGUGGAAACUGCGUCCCAGUAGCUUGGCGUUUUGAACUACAGGAGAGGCCCUUUCAAGACCACUCCCAAGGCAGAGAGCAGUCACGGCAGCACACAGGCACAGGCAGUUUGACAUUCAGUACCUUCGAAUUUGCACCUACUACCUUCAACCCGUAUUUACUGGGCUCCAGUCAUAAAAUUCGUCCUGGGUCUAUUUGGAACAGACUAGCAACAUCAUCCGACGUAGGACACGCACACACGCUUUGGUCAUUUUUGAUAUGAAAAAUUUCAAACCCCCUUUGGAUCAUCCUUCAUAAUCUGCCAUUGGAGCAACACAGGCUGGAAGUAUAAUUUCUUCGCUUAGCACCGUUUCCAUCGACCCGUUACCGUUUUUUUUGAUCUGAAUUACUGGCUUGGGAUUACUCUUCAUUUUUUGCUGUUCUCGGCACUGAUGGCCGAACUGUACCCUUUCUUCGCACCGAUGUUGCAGUUGGAUUGCACUCGGAUUUCGCUUCGCUAUACAAUGGUCGACCUAUUUUUCUCUAAGAGGACCCUUCGUGAGGAUUAUUGAUUUGUUGGAGAAUUCAUUUUUGAUUGGAUUGCGGCGUGGGAUAAAGAUUUUUCAAAAGACGGACUGCGGCGUGGGAGUUAGUUAGGACUGCGGCGAGGGAUUCAGACGCUUGGCGGCGGCGAUGGACCUACGGGAUCAAACGACUGCGGCGAGGGAGGUCAAGACUUUGCAACGUGGGAUUGUUAGGGCGAUUAGGCGAGGGCGCUAGGGAUGUUACUCUUUAAAUCGACUGGGAAUUGUAUCAACAAAUGGGACUGCGGCGAUGGAGGCAGACGGCGAGGGACUUGGAUGUUGGGACUGCAGCGUGGGAUACGCCAAUUAUGACUGCAGCGAGGGAUCGGUGCACUUGACAGCGGUUCAAAGCUGAUAUACUUCGUUGGUGCCGUGAUCGGCACGCCCUUGACUCAGCCCCUAAUUGGAAAAAUCAUCAUUUUUACACACAUUCAUUUACACUUCUGGAAUACCGGAACGCAACCAUAUUUAUGCCGAUGAUUUGAGUACGUGCAGUAUUUCAAAUGCACAAUAAAUUGUUUUUGAAAAAAUAGAAAA